AUUUUUAGAAUCCAGAGCAUUGAGAAUUGCAGAGAAAGGAGAGAAAAUAGAUUUCGAUGGCAGAGAGUUCUUCAUCAUUCGAUGUGUCCACUUCUCCCACUAGCUACGAUGUGUUUCUCAACUUCAGAGGAGAAGACACUCGUGAAAACUUCAUUAGUCACCUUUAUGCAGCGCUGGAGAGGAAGCACAUCGAAGUAUAUAUUGAUUACAGACUAAAAAGAGGCGACGAAAUUUCACCUGCACUGCAAACUGCAAUAGAAGAAUCAAAGAUCUAUGUUCUGGUUUUCUCCGAAAACUAUGCAUCUUCAACGUGGUGUUUGAAUGAACUGAUUAAGAUACUGGAUUGCAAGAAGAGAUAUGGAAGGGAUGUGAUACCAGUUUUCUACAAGGUGGAUCCAUCAACUGUCAGGAAGCAGGAAAAGAGAUACAAAGAAGCAUUCAAAGAGCAUGAACUGCGGUUUAAGGAAGACAUGGACAAAGUGCAAGGAUGGAAGGACGCUCUAACCGAAGCUGCUGGACUCUCUGGCUGGGAUUCAAACGUUAUCAGGCUAGAAUAUGUUCUUGUUGAAGAAAUUGUGGAAGAUAUUUUGAAAAAAUUGAAUUGUUAUUAUGUCACUUACGAUCAAGGAAUCAUCGGCACUGAAAAACAUAUUGAAAGAAUUCAAUCCUUGUUGCAUCUUGAGUCAUCAGAUAUUCGGAUCGUAGGAAUUUGUGGCAUGGGAGGAAUAGGAAAAACUACCAUUUCUGAGCAAUUAUAUCACACAUUGGCAAAGCAAUUUGAUUCCCACAGCCUUAUUUUAGAUGUUCAAGAAAAACUACAACGAGAGGGAAUAGACAAUAUCAGAAGAAAAUAUCAGUCUGAACUUCUAAAGGAAGCAUCAUCCACUCGUUUAUCAUAUUACAAUGAAAGGAUCAAACGAUCAAAGGUCCUACUCAUUCUUGAUGAUGUGACCGAUUCAACUCUACUUAACAAAUUAAUAGGAGAACGUGAUAGCUUUGGACAGGGCAGUAGAAUCAUUAUGACCAGUAGAGACAGACAAGUGCUUAAAAAUGCUGGAGCUAAUGAUAUCUACGAACUUAAGGAGUUGAAUUUUUAUGAUUCUCUGAAACUUUUUAAUCUACAUGCUUUUAAACAAAAUUCUUCAGAAGAAAUUACUUACAUGGACUUGUCAAUAAAGGUGUUGAGAUAUGCAAAAGGGAUUCCGUUAACUCUCCAAAUUUUGGGCUCAUUGCUUUAUGGAAGACAAAGAGCAGAAUGGGAAAGUCAGUUGCAAAAGUUGGAAAAGGGCCAAGAUGUUGAAACUUUUAAUGUAUUAAAAUUAAGUUAUGAUGGGCUUGAUGAGGAGCAGAAGAACAUAUUUCUUGAAAUAGCUUGCUUUUACAGGGGACACAACGAGAUUGUGGUAGUAGAAANACUANANGANUGUGGUUUNUCUUCUNNNAUUGGAAUGNAUNUUCUCAAAGAUANAUGNCUNAUAUCUAUCUUGGAUGGUAGAAUUGUGAUGCACGAUCUAAUACAAGAAAUGGGUCAAGAAAUUGUUCGUAAAGAGUGUCCUCAACAUCCUGGAAAACGUAGCCGAUUAUUCAAGGCUGACGAAAUUCAUGAGAUUUUAAGAAAUAACAAGGGAUCAGAUACAAUACAAUGUAUAUUACAAGAUAUAGACGAAAUGGAAGGAGUUAAAGUACAUGCAAAAGCUUUCAAAAAGAUGAACAAUCUUAGGAUGCUUAUGUUCUAUUCUUAUUCUUGUUCUUGGUAUCGAGAUGUGUUUCUUGAGUCAUCUCUAGUAAGUCUGCCAGACACUUUGAAGAUUCUUUAUUGGUUUGGUUUUCAUCAAAAAUCUUUAUCACGGAAUUUUUGCUCACAAAAUCUAGUGAGACUCGAAAUGCCAUAUUGUCAUCUUGAAAAACUGUGGAAAGAUCAGAGUUUACCAAAGUUGAAAAGGCUCAACUUGAGUUAUUCUCAGAAACUUACUAGAAUACCAGACCUUUCCAUGUCACCAAAUAUUGAAGAAAUAAUUCUGAAUGAUUGUUCAAAGUUGAUUAAAGUUCACUCUUCCAUAUUACUCACCAAGCUCACUUCUUUACGUUUAGAUAAAUGUUAUGAUCUCAAUAGUGUAAUUGUUCCCAGCAAUAUUCUAUACAGAUCACCAGGAUUGAUUCUUCUUUCAUCGUGUGAGAAGCUUAAAAUGUUUUCAACCAGUGUACCUAGAUUUCCUCAUGUGAAACUGGAGCGUCAACGUGGAACUAUCUCAAGAUCCCUUCUUAUGAAACCGGAGUAUAAACCUGGAACCGUCUCAAGUUUCCCUCGUUUGAUACGGCGGUCAAAUAGACGUAGAGCUUUCCCAAGAUCCUCUGUUAGGAAUGGUCUGGGUGAAGGUACUUGCUAUUGGCCGUGUAAUGAUACACAUUAUCCUCUCUCAAAAAUAUCCUUUCUCAGGGAAAUUUUCUCAAUUAUUUUUGUGAAAUAUGAAGAAGAAAAAGAAGUGAUUAAUGAUAAUAUAUACGUAUAUGAUGAAAGUCCGGUACAACUCAUUGGAGGUGUGCCCUUAAACUUUCAAAGUCUCAAGAAGCUCUGUUUAAUAGAUCUCUCGCACUGUUCUUCCCUCACAAUAUUUCCAUUUGACCUUUCUGAGAUUAAAUUCCUAAAGAAACUUUGUCUCAGUGGUUGCUCAAAAUUGGAAAAUUUCCCCGAGAUUGAGAACACGAUGGAAGAUUUAGCGGUUCUCCUCUUAGACGGCACAGCCAUACAGGCACUACCUUCAUCCUUGUGGCGUUUGGUAGGGCUUCAAGAACUGAGUUUGCACUGUUGCAGGAAUCUUGAGAUAAUUCCAUCUUCCAUUGGAAGCCUCACGAGACUAUGUAAGUUAGACCUUACCUUCUGUGAAUCACUUCAAUCUUUUCCAAGCACCAUUUUCAAAUUGAAGUUGAGGAAACUUGAUUUCUGUGGUUGCUUGAGGCUGAGGACCUUCCCAGAGAUCAUGGAGCCGGCACAAAGUUUUGCUCACAUAAACUUAACAAAAACGCUUAUCAAAGAACUCCCUUCCUCGUUUGGCAAUUUGGUUAAUCUUCGAUCCCUGCAGCUCAACAAUUGCUCUGAUCUCGAGUCACUUCCAAACCCUAUUGUUAAUCUUAAGCUUCUCUGUAAACUUGAUUGUUCCGGGUGUGCCAAAUUAACAGAAAUCCCAACUCACAUUGGUCGCUUGUCUUCAUUAAUGGAAAUGUCACUGAGAAAGAGCGGAAUCGUGAACCUUCCCGAGAGCAUGGCUCAUCUUUCAAGCUUGAAAUCGCUUGAUUUAAGCGAUUGUGAGAAGCUUGAAUGCAUCCCACAUAUUCCCCCAUUCCUAGAACAACUGGUGGCAUUGGAUUGCCUAUCCAUUAGAAGAGUGAUGACAAAUUCUCUUGUUCCAAACCUCUCAGAUUCAAAGGAGGGUGUCUUCAAAUUUCAUUUCACCAAUGCCCAACAACUGAAUUCAGGUGCUCGUGCAAGCAUUGAGGAGGAUGCUAGGCUUAGGAUGACCGACGAUGCAUAUGAGUCUGUGUGCUUCUGUUUUCCAGGGAGUGCAGUUCCUCAUUGGUUCCCUUUUUGCAGCGAAGGACCUUCACUGACUAUAAAUCAAGAUUUAAGUUUCUGCAGCGAUGACAGACUCAUUGGUUUCGCUUUGUGUGUGGUUUUUGGAGUGUUAGAUACGAAUGAUAUCAAAGGCAGGCGCGGUUCUUUUGUUUACAACCUAAAAUUUGAAUCUGAUGAUAAUGGCACACAGAUAAUUCCAAAUAAUGAUGUGUUAAAAAACUAUUUCACAUGGGAUUGUAAUCACAGAGUCCUUGAUAAAGAUCACACAUUUAUAUGGAAAUUUAACUUGGAGAGUCUAAGGAGGAGCGGCAUGAACCUUAGGCUCAGUGAUGCUUGCAGCUUCACUUUUGAGAUCAGUCCAUAUGAUUAUAACUUUCAGUGGCCAGAUUACGACUCAGUUUUGAAUGAGUUAAGAUCAGUUGUGACAAUAAAAGAAUGCGGAAUGUGCCCUCUUUAUAGCAGCCGAAGCAAUGUUGCAGAAUCUUCAAGCUAAACAAAGGAAGAUAGGAAGAGGAAGGCAGAAAGGUACUUAGUGGGCUAGUCUCUUGCUCUUCUGCUAAUUGGUCUUCAGUUGGUGGGUUCCUUCAGUAGUUGACAAGAUUUCUAAGAUAUAGUUUGAUGUCCACGUUGUGUUGAUCCGUUGUCCCAAAGUUGUAUUUUCUUGAAACUGUUCAUUUAUCGGCUUGGUUAACUUCUUUAGCAUAUUUGGCUUUCAUGUGCAGCGAAGGCAUUAUGAAAUCUUGAGGAGCUGCAUUGCAUUUGAAAGGGUAUUUCGUAAAUGGAAAAUGUUUCUUUUACACUCCAAACUUAAAAAAUUCCAAUUUUACGACAGCUACUGUUUAUGUCAAUUGAAUAUCAUAUCAUAGUAUUUGGUUUGUGCAUGGAACUGUAAAACCAUAAAAUUGUUUGCUUGGUUA
This is a messenger RNA of Vigna radiata var. radiata (mung bean), 4488 nucleotides long. RefSeq names its product TMV resistance protein N. The coding region runs from base 57 to 4064 and encodes 1335 amino acids. Gene Ontology annotation, biological process: defense response; signal transduction. The transcript is spliced from 5 exons. NCBI's taxonomy places the organism in Eukaryota, Viridiplantae, Streptophyta, Magnoliopsida, Fabales, Fabaceae. Gene Ontology annotation, molecular function: ADP binding. The record is from RefSeq and is a predicted model, not a curated record.